This is a messenger RNA of Cooperia oncophora, 621 nucleotides long. The record is from the annotation of a GenBank genome assembly. NCBI's taxonomy places the organism in Eukaryota, Metazoa, Nematoda, Chromadorea, Rhabditida, Trichostrongylidae.
AUGAAUCCACACUUGUUUUUGUUGGCGACGACCAAUCGAUGUAUUGAGUGGCUGCGCUUAUUGCACUGUCGCCGCACAUACUGUUUACUGUCUGUGAUCAACUACACAAACGGACUCAUCAUAGCCUCAUGGCUAUUUGGUGCCUACAGCCUUACCUUGGACUUACUGUACUGUGCCUCGUCAUGCAUGUUUGGAAUCGCCAUUACUGGGCUUUAUUUCAAUUGCACAAUAUUGGUGGUACCCGACGUCAUGUAUAAGAUCCUUAUUUCGAUAUGUGCUCUGUUCUACAGUAUCCAUGAAGCAGACACAGCCGUUGAGAACGCCUUGUAUCGUCUGGCACUUGUCCUUGUUGCCGUCGUUCUACAGUUCACCGAGAACUACGUGCUCUUUCAAUCGUUAUCGGCGAUACAUCUACAAUCACAGCAGCUUGUUCAACGGCGGCCACCACCCAGUUAUGAUCAGUUGUAUAUCGUGGAACUUUGCCAUCAUUCAGGAUCGUGUACAACUGCAAAGAUAAUGAUGUCCGAGCAUGUGGACGAGGAAGCACGCCCAGAAACGCCUCCUCCGUGUUACGAACUGGCAGUAGAGGCACUGAAGUCGUCCCGGAGUCAGAUUCGGUGA